AUCCUGUAUCAUUUUCUGCAUAUUCUCUAUUGCAUUAGUAUCACGAAAGAAAAUUUUCACACAUCUAAAAGCAACUAUAUGUCUGAUAAAACUUAAAGUACCUUAAAUUUCUUUUUUUAUAAGGUUAGUAGGAUAAUAGAUGAGAAACCGAAAUGACAAGCACUAGAGAACACAACAAAAAGACACUACACAAUUAGAGAACAAUCAGAAAGCAACAGCAACGCGUAUAAUCCCUCAAAAAAUCAGUUAUCAUUCCCAAUGGUCACAUCGACCAAUCGACAUCACCAACUGAUUAACUAUAUUUGUGUAAGCUGUCUCCCAUAAUUACAACAAUCGCUUUGGAAUCGCCGGCAGAUUUGGAGUCUUUUGGAUGAACCGCAUGAGGAGAAUUGCUAGGAUGGGCAAAGCUAAGGUCCCAUCCGCAGUUCAGAAAGAUAAAGAUGAGAGCAUAGUUUUCUUCAGGGAGCUGUGCAAGCAUGAGAAAGAUACGGAUAUGAAUCUCCUGGAACCGAUGUACUCCGUCGAGUUUGACGCUAUACAAGGUGGUCACAUGUCUAAACCUCCCACGGGCAGGAGAGAUUUCCUCGUGCCAAUCGCCGAGAAGCAUGACUAUGAAUGGCUGAAAACCCCUCCAGCUGCAUCUCUGUUUCCUUCCCUUGAGGUGGAAGCCAACUCCUCCAAGACGGUUCUCCAGGAGUUACCGAUCCCGCGACCGGUGAAACCUUUCGCUUCAAGGUUCUUAGGCAGGCCAGAGGGGACCAAAAAAGCAUCAUCUCCACCUGGUCCUCCACCCAUGAAGAACUUGACCAGAGGGGCUCCACCAGUCGACAAGAGAUCAACCCACACUGCCCUGCCCAGCAGGCAGCAGAAGCCAGCUGGUGUGACUGCUAGAGCUACCACUCCUACAAAUAGAAGCACAGCUAGAGCUGUUACUCCUACAAGCAGCAACUCGGCCAAGAAACAAUCGGACAUGUUCUAUGCAACCCAUGACAGCAGUGCAAAUGCAACGACAGAGAUAGUGCAGAGCCCAGAAGAAGUCCCUUACAUGGCACCCAAGAACCUGCUCACGACUGGGUCUGCAUUCCCCCGCCGCGGUGCACUAUCGACGAUGGUGGUAAGACCUCGAUCUAGGGGUCCUGCAUUUGGUGCAGACGUCAAAGGAGAAAGUAUUGGGUCAAGGCGGCCACCUCCGUGCCCCGCGGCGAGAUGUUUCAAUGAGCCGCAGGCAGAUAGCAGGAAGAACGUUUUACCUGCGAAGGGGAAAGCUGUAGCUGGCACUGGCGGCGAGCCUGCCGGUGAGGUUGUGCGGCCCAAGGGAAUGAGAGCUGCAGAUGGGAAGAGCGAGCGGAGACGACCAAGGUUUGCAGACAAGUGAAUGGGGAAUAUGUAUCAUCGAAUUAUAUGUUCAGAAACAUGACGGUUUGAGCAAAAACUAUAGAAAUCUAUGCGUUGUUUGCAGAUGUUGCAAAUGUGAAAAAUCAAAGUUCCAAAGGACAACCAUGUAAAAUUUGCUCCUCCCAUCGCAGACUCCUUUUCUUUGAAUUUGUCAAGUACUCGAGUAUAAGAUUUUGUACUUCCAACUACCGCCCUUCAGAUCAAAAGACAGGUUUACAUGUCCAGCAGUAUACAUGCAUGCACCUGGCAUAACAUCCUUGCUGUUUCAGGGGCU
Messenger RNA from Lolium perenne, 1669 nucleotides. The record is from RefSeq and is a predicted model, not a curated record. Lineage: Eukaryota; Viridiplantae; Streptophyta; Magnoliopsida; Poales; Poaceae.